Messenger RNA from Arabidopsis lyrata subsp. lyrata, 1424 nucleotides. RefSeq names its product transcription factor IBH1-like 1. The coding region runs from base 372 to 872 and encodes 166 amino acids. Gene Ontology annotation, biological process: regulation of DNA-templated transcription. The transcript is spliced from 3 exons. Lineage: Eukaryota; Viridiplantae; Streptophyta; Magnoliopsida; Brassicales; Brassicaceae. The record is from RefSeq and is a predicted model, not a curated record.
AUCAACCUACCGUUUUAUGGGUUUAUGAAUAGAGAAUAAAGAUAUGAAAAACGGUUUUAAGUAUAAAAAUGGACCAAAAUAAUUGAAGCUUAAAUGAUGAUGAGUAUAAAUGGUAUUUAGGGUUGGAGAGAAAGUGGGGUAUGUUGAACCAUGUGCGUCCAUGUGCUCUGUCUUUCUCUUCUAGCCCCACUCUUAAUUUCACUUCUUUUCCUUUGAUCCAAUAAAUGCCUCCACACUCUCAUUUCUUCUAUUAAUUCUCUUCUUCAAUCUAAUCUCUCUCCCUCUCUCGCCUUUUCUCAUUUAUUUCUAGGGUUUAAGUUUCAGACACAAUCGAGCUACUUGGAUAUCUAAAAACAGAAACAAGCGUAAGGAUGAACACGUACAACAUGGUGAAGCAAAGAUUUAUCAAGAAAUGGAUAAAUACUCUCCACAUGUUAGAUUCUUCUAUUGAACAUCCUUUGAACGUAACCGAGAGGAAAAAUGCGAUUAGACUAUCAUCAGACUUAGCCAUCGCAGCCACUAGAAGCGGCUCUACCGUAUGGAGCCGCGCUCUCAUCUCUAGGAGCGGAAACAAGACAACAAACAAACCAAUGGCUCGUCGAAUACUAAAAAAAGCUCGAAAUCGGAUGAAGAACCGUUGUAACACUCUUAGACGAAAUGGUAAUUUCACGGCAAAAAGUGGGACGAGAAAACGUACGGAUUUGCUUAAGAGUCUUGUACCGGGAGGCGAGGUAAUAGACGAUAAAGAUUAUUUGAUAAGAGAGACACUUGAUUACAUUGUCUAUCUCCGAGCGCAAGUAGACGUCAUGCGAACCGUCGCAGCCAUCGAUUUAGUCACCGGGAAUUUAACCAACGAUCGUAGGAACAAAUAAAUCUUAAAUAAAAUGGAUGUUCAAAAGAGCUAUUCCUGGAAAAUGUUGUUUACAUAAGUGAUAUGAUGCGGUUCGGUACGAAUUUUUCGUGCCAAAUUAUCCGCUUUUACAUUUGCGCUACGCAGAAUUAAAGAUAAAGAAAAAUUAGAAAAUUAUUCCUUGUCACUCUUCAAAUCUUCCAAAUACACUGAGAAGGCCGGCCAUUCGGUUGGGGAAGAUAUCAUCUUCACCAAAUCUGAACAGUCUGUAAAGAAAACUAUAUCUUGGUUGUCAGCACCAAUCAUACACUUCAUCGCCCAGAGUAGAGCUUCGACUUUUGUAUGUAGGGGGGAUAGACUUCGCCGGAUGUUUGCAGCUCCCAUGGUUGACAUCUCUCCAUUUGCCGAUGUACAGUACCACUCUGUUCCUGAAAAAAUAUAUGUCCUUCACCAUGAUCUAUCUACGAAACACCGAUGUCCGGAGUAUAACAAAUUUCUAAUGAAUUAUCGAGUAAUGCUGGUGUACAUUUAUGGGCUAAUUUCAUAUUAUAAAUUAAAAGAGCACCUGUAUAUU